AUGGCUUCCAAUUUUGAGAGACUUCAUUGCUAUACAAGUGUCAAACAAGCUCCAAUCUCCUCACCAUUCAUCAAUGCAACAAGGGAAUAUCUUUACUGUUUGGAGCAUGGAGAUAUUGUGAGGAAAGGAACACUCUCCCAUCCUUCAAGUUCCUACAAACAAAUCAUAAUAGUUGCGGCCAUUGCAGCCGGACUCCAAUUUGGUUGGGCUCUCCAGCUUUCGUUGCUCACACCUUACGUACAACAACUGGGAGUUCCACGCACAUGGUCGUCUUUCAUAUGGCUUUGCGGCCCAAUGUCAGGCCUCAUUGUGCAGCCGACUGUGGGGUACUACAGCGAUCGUUGCAGCUCUAGGUUUGGGCGUCGUCGGCCCUUCAUUGUUGCUGGGGCUGUCUUUGUGGCGGUUGCCGUUAUCCUCAUAGGCUUUGCUGCAGACAUUGGGCAUUCCGCGGGAGAUGAGCUUGCCAAGCGCACAAAGCCAAGGGCUGUGGCCAUAUUCGUGGUUGGAUUCUGGGUUCUCGAUGUGGCUAACAACAUGCUGCAAGGCCCUUGUAGGGCCCUAUUGACAGGGCUGUCCUUGGGAAUCCUGAACCUGUUCAUAGUGAUCCCACAGCUUUUAGUGUCGGCAGUUAGUGGGCCCUUAGACGCAGCCUUCGGGGGAGGGAACUUACCGGCGUUCGUGAUGGGUGGAAUUGCGGCCUUUGCAAGCUCCAUGUGUGCCAUCUUCCUUCUCCCCGACCCACCACCUCAGUGUGAUGUGUCCUUAACAAUGGGCGGUGGCCAUUCAUUCUUCCACCACUCUCUCAUUCUUCCAAUUUUUGUAUCAGCUUCUUCCUUAGUUCACCACAUAGUUAAUAAAAAUAGCAUAAUUUAUGUUCAAGUACUCUCUCGUAUGUUUCCAUUAUAA
Messenger RNA from Cucurbita pepo subsp. pepo (vegetable marrow), 906 nucleotides. The record is from RefSeq and is a predicted model, not a curated record. NCBI's taxonomy places the organism in Eukaryota, Viridiplantae, Streptophyta, Magnoliopsida, Cucurbitales, Cucurbitaceae.